AUGCUGCGGCCCUCUAUCCGCUCCCUUUUGCAACAGCGGAGGAAACACUCUGGGGUUUCUUUAGUCCGCUGCUAUGCUGCACCCAUAGUACUGCAGCAGCAGCAGCAACAGCUGCUGCUGCAGCAGCAGCAGCAACAGCAGCAGCAGCAGUAUUUGUAUACUGCUGCAGCUGCCUACAGCACUUCCACAGCAGCAGGAGGAGCAGCAACGAGAGCGACGCCGGCAGCAGCAACUCGAGGAGGAGCUGCAGGCGGUGCAGCAGCAGCAACUACAUCAGCAGCAGCGACGUCAGCAGCAACAGCAGCAGCAGCAGCAGCAGCAAGAAGCGGUCAAGGUUCUUUGUGGGGUUUUAUAAGGAGAGAAGAACCUUAUGAAACCCUCGCGGCCUUCUUGAGGGGAGAAAGAGGCGACACCCGGUUAAUGGUGUUGGCUGGCCCUGAGGGUAUAGGAAAGUCUUCUCUUCUUCGUCAUGCAGCAAACAAUCUUAUGCAGCAGCAACAUAAACCGCCAAUCCUAUUGGCGUUCGAUGUUGGAUUAGUAGAGGAUAGAUCUUUUAAGGGUUUCUUUGGCAUUGCUCGUGCAGCAGCAGCAAGACAACUUGCUGCUGCAUGCAAUGAUCUAAACCCGUCGCUGCUGCUGCAGCACGUUGCUGCUGCUUGCCCUUCUUUUUCUUCCAGCGUUGCUGCUGCUCUCCGUUAUGCAGCCGCAGCAGCAGCAGCAACGAAGCCGCAGCAGCAAGCAGCAGCAGCAGCAGCAGCAGCAGCAGCAGCAACGGUCCCGUUAGAGUGGUUAUCUGUAAACCCUAGGGGAAGAAAUCAAAUCCUUGACCUCCUUAAACAACUCGAGGAAGGGGGUGCAGAUAUUUGGGAGAGUCUCCUUGAGGUUGCAAUCGGCCCCACCAACAAAGCAGCUGGCAAACCCCAGACAGCAACCGCAGCCGCGUUGUUGCUGCUGAGGGAUGCUGCCGUUGUUAAGUGUAAGGAUAUACCAGAGGCAGACGCAGCAAAAGAGCGGCCUGUUACUCUGCUGCUGCGCUGCCCUGAGGCGCUGCUGCUUGGGCAUCCCUUGAGGGUUGGCGGAUCAUCAUUCUUUGAGUAUCUCCUUAAUGCCGCCACACAAGAUGAACGGCGCAUAGGAACAGUUUUUUCUGUUGCUGAUGGUCUAACCCUUCUUCGUGUUUGUGGUGUACAUACACCCCAAGAAGAAAGGAAUAAAAGGGUUUAUGUUGUUGAGCUUGAUGAAUUAGCAAAGGCUCAAGUUAGGGAGUUGUUUAGGCCCAUCCUCUGCACAAACACCAGCGUUGCUGAUGCCUCUUAUCUAGCGGUGGGGGGAAACCCUAGGCUGCUCCGUCUUAUCUUCGAGGACCUACAAAAGGCUACAAUAGACUUUGUUAAGUCUUUAUCUAAAAGAACAAGAGAAGGAGAGACAAAUAAUUCAUCAAUUGGUGACUAUGACGACGAACCCUUAUUAUCCAUGGGGGCCCCCCAGGGGGCCCCUGAGGGGGCCCCUCAAGGGGUCUCCCAGUUGGGGGGCCCCCUUGGUAUGGGUGGCCUCCAGGGGCACGGCACCUCAGAAGGCCUCUCAGGGGCCCCCAAAGAAUCCCAUCAAGAGGGGGGCCCCCUCGGGGGGGGCCCCCAGGGUGGGGGCCCCCAGGAGGGGGGCCCCCAAGUGGAUAAAUCUAUAUUAGAAGGGAAUGUAUUUUAUAGAGGGGAGUUGCUGCGAGCAGCAGCAGCAGCAAGAGGAGGGUUUGUGUCGCCUUUUGUUUCUUCUCCUGUCUCUUCUUAUAAUAAAGUGUCUCCUUUACAAGGCGCAUGCAAUGCAGAGGAGACAGUUAUAAAAGAAUUUAUGAAUAUACAAUGCAUGCAACAAGAAAGAUUAAGAAAAAUAUCCGAGGGUUUACUCGUUAAAGAAUUUCGGCGGUUUGAGGGCCGAAUGAUUCAAUUUUUGAAUUUUCCUCUCGUGAAGAAAUUGAGGGAAGUUAGCAAAAGCGAAGUUCAUUUCCUUGUUGUUGUAUGUGAGACAGUUCGCGAGUUCUUAAGAAGGCCUUACUUGCUAUGUGAUGACUUAGGAAGAAUCAGCAACACCGUCCUUCUCGGUUUACUGGAGGCUAACCUCAUUAAACCCUGCCUAAACCCUCGGCGUUUGGUGGUUUCUUCUGUCUUUAUUAAAAACCUCCUGCAGGCUUACUGCAAUCAAAAAUACGAUGCCCUAAGUACAUCACAAAAGGCAGAAUUUUCUUUAAAUCUUCUUCUUAAUCAAACAGCAAUUAGAGCUGCUCUUGAUGACCUCAAAAACCCUAAACCCUAA
Molecule: messenger RNA, 2307 nt
Organism: Eimeria maxima
Lineage: Eukaryota; Apicomplexa; Conoidasida; Eucoccidiorida; Eimeriidae
Exons: 14
Coding region: 1-2307 (768 amino acids)
Source: RefSeq, a predicted model, not a curated record